Molecule: messenger RNA, 3348 nt
Organism: Cyprinus carpio (common carp)
Lineage: Eukaryota; Metazoa; Chordata; Actinopteri; Cypriniformes; Cyprinidae
Product: phosphoglucomutase-like protein 5
Biological process (GO): striated muscle tissue development; carbohydrate metabolic process; myofibril assembly
Cellular component (GO): adherens junction; cell-substrate junction; sarcolemma
Molecular function (GO): phosphoglucomutase activity
Source: RefSeq, a predicted model, not a curated record
AUCAUGGGCUAUUUUUGGCCAGUGCGUUAGCUCAUUAUAAAGAGUUUUCUCCCCUCCCUGCCUUUUGGCGAGCAAACGUACGCGUGACAGCUCGGGAGAAGAGUGUAGGGGAGCGCAAGCCCUCAUCUUGGAUUAUUUCUUUGCGUUUUACACCAAUUUAUUUGUUAUUUUCUGCCCCUACUUCACAGUUUGUCCCGGUGCGAUGAGAAGACAGCUGUCGUACACUUUUCCAAAGAAGCGUCACGGGACGCGUCUCAAGUAAUCCACUUGGACUGAAACGCACUGCGCUGUGGCGCACCCUGCUCGCUGCCUCCGUGAACUAACUCUGUUGCUUUUGACGAUAUUUUGAACACUGUAUCUCACCUCAUUCAGCAACAACAAACUAUAUUUUUUAACAUCCCGAAGCGUAGCAGAAAGUCAUGGAAACUAACCCUAUACCCAUUUUGACUAUCCAAACUACCCCCUUCGAUGACCAGAGACCAGGGACGAAUGGGCUGCGAAAGAAGACAGCGGUUUUCGAAAGUAAAAAGAACUAUCUGCAAAAUUAUAUCCAAAGUUUGCUGUCCUCCAUCGACUUGAGGGACCGUCAGGGAUGCACUAUGGUGGUGGGCAGCGAUGGAAGAUACUUCAGCCGGGCUGCAACUGAAGUCAUCGUUCAAAUGGCAGCUGCCAACGGGAUUGGACGUCUGGUAAUUGGACACAAUGGGAUCCUUUCCACCCCAGCGGUCUCCUGCAUCAUCAGGAAGAUAAAAGCCAUUGGUGGAAUCAUCCUCACUGCAAGCCACAGUCCAGGAGGCCCAGGGGGAGACUUUGGGAUCAAAUUUAAUGUCGCUAAUGGAGGACCAUCCCCAGACACAGUGAUGGAGAGGAUCCAUCAGGUGAGUCGCACACUAGAGGAAUACGCCAUCUGCCUUGACCUCCACAUUGACCUGUCCCGCCUUGGCCGUCAUGACUUUGACUUGGAGAACAAGUUUAAACCAUUCAGAGUUGAGAUAGUGGAUUCAGUUGAGAUCUAUCUAAACAUGCUGCGGGGAAUUUUUGACUUUGGUGCCAUCAAGAGCUUGCUGACAGGUCCAAAACAGCUGAAGAUCCGAAUAGAUGCCAUGAAUGGAGUUAUGGGACCAUAUGUCAGAAGAAUCUUAUGUGAUGAGCUCGGGGCUCCAGCUAAUUCUGCUGUUAACUGUGUCCCUCUGGAGGACUUUGGAGGCCAACACCCUAACCCUAACCCUGCAUUCGCUGCAGCUCUGGUGGACUCCAUGAAGGGGGGAGAGUUUGGCUUUGGGGCUGCUUUUGAUGCAGAUGGGGAUCGCUACAUGAUUAUGGGUGAGAAUGGAUUCUUUGUGAGCCCAUCAGAUUCACUGGCAGUGAUGGCUGCAAACCUCUCCUGCAUCCCUUACUUCAGUCAGAGAGGAAUCAGAGGUUUUGCCCGCAGUAUGCCAACCAGCACAGCCAUUGACAGGGUUGCUAAGGCUAUGAAGGUGGCGCUUUAUGAAACUCCCACAGGCUGGAGAUUCUUUGGCAGCCUGAUGGAUUCUGGGAGGUGUUCUUUCUGUGGAGAGGAGAGCUUUGGAACAGGUUCAGACCACAUCCGAGAUAAAGACGGCCUGUGGUCAGUUCUGGUAUGGUUGUCCAUCCUGGCAGUGCGUAAGCAGGGGGUGGAAGAAAUAGUGAGAGAUCACUGGGCCAAAAUGGGGCGCAACUACUUCUGCAGGUUUGACUAUGAAGGGGUGGAUAGCAGGGCAGCGUAUUACCUCAUGAGAGAUCUGGAAGCUGUUCUCACUGAUAAAGCUUUUACCACUCAGAAGUUUUCUGUGGGCAAUAGCAUCUACAGUGUGGAGAAGGCUGAUAAUUUUGAGUACACUGACCCAGUGGACGGCAGUGUGUCCAGGAAACAGGGCCUAAGGAUCAUCUUUACAGACUCGUCCCGAAUCAUCUUCCGGCUCAGUGGUACUGGUACUGGAACCGGGGCCACUCUUCGCAUCUAUGCUGAGAGCUACGAGAGAGACCCAGAGAGACACAACAGAGAGACUCAGGUUGUGCUGGGUCCUCUCAUUGCCAUUGCUCUGAAAAUCUCCAACAUACACGAAAGAACUGGACGCAAAGGCCCCAGUGUGAUCACCUGAGACCAAUCCAGCACUGCACAUCAGGGGCCAAAAUCAGUUUCCUCACUCAUCUGAUCCUUUUUUUGUGCCUUUCACUCAGCAUCACAAAGAAUGUGCCAACUAUUAAAUGUUGCUGCUCUUUUAUUAUUUCUCUCCUCUCCUCUCCUCUCCUCUCCUCUCCUCUCCUCUCCUCUCCUCUCCUCUCCUCUCCUCUCCUCUCCUCGUUAUCUUGUUUUUCUUCUUCACUUGUCUUUACAGGGGCCCCUGUAUUGUUUUCUUUUCUUUUGCACAUGUAUAAAAUCAUUUGAACCAUUAAAAAAUCCAAAGGGAGCCAAGUGUUUUCUUCAUGUUCAAGCAAACGCUCCUUUAAUGUGUUUAAUUCAAUUAGAAUGAGGAUAGAAGCAGAACAUAUGUAGACCACUUUGUGUUUUUGAUUCAGAUGCAUGGGGUCUAAACCCUAAACCUUGUGAAUUUGGUUACUGUGUGCUUUUGUUUACAAUGUAGCUGUUACAAAGAACCGCAUUCAAAACAAUCAAUGAAAAGAGGGAGCAAUGCCGUUCAACAUUUACUUAUUUCUGUGAAAUUCACAUUAGAAACACAUCAUAUUCUAUGCAACAGCUAGAACUGAGCUCAUGUCCAAGAAUGAACCACUGAAAUAAUAAUCAUAAAGAUUGCCUAAGUUAGUCCUUAGUCCAGCUGUGCUACAAUUCCUACAUCCAGUCUUGUAAUCACUUACACUGAUUUGCAAUUUUCCGAACACUUUCUGAAAUGUGCUGCAAAUGAACUUUGUGAAUCAAAGUAUGAAAUGAGUUAAAGGAAAGUUUUCACUUUCGGCUAGCAGCUCGACUUAAACAAUACUUAGUACUUUUUUAUCUUAUAUUUUAAAAUCCUGCAUGAAUCAGUUUGUUUAAUGUAAGAUGGAUUAUGAGCAUUCCAUUGUUUAUAAGAAACAUGCCUCUAAGUUUAUUAUUAUUUAUAUAACACUUCUGACAUUUAUAAAAACAUUUCUUUGAGCCAGUGUUUAAGAUAUUUCAAAGGAUUUUUCAAAAUUCUGCUGUUCUUAGAAGCCCCUUAUAAACCGUGUACACAUUACCACGACUCCAAGGUGAAAAGCAAAUGCUCCCUUUUAAAUACUAUUUUGAUGGAAGAAAGAAUGAAACUAAAUAAAUACAAUGGCCUUAGCUCUAUUUUAAUUUUGUAUCCUAAAAAAUUGCAUAAAUAAACUUUUAUCUUUUGUGUGUCCUGG